CACUCUCCACUAAUGCGUUUUCUUACUUUUUUUCGCCGUCUGUCUCUCUUCUGCUCCUCCGGAAUCUGCUGCAGAUACUAGCAACCAGAACACAGUCUCUCUGCUUCAUCCUCUCCAUCUUGGGAGAUAGCGUGUAUCCGAAUUUCGAGACCGUCGAUUGUCUGCUUGUUCGUACUUGGUCCUAAUGGGACUUCACUCCUCCAUCUGCAGUGCUUUACUUUGCUUUUAAUCUACGUUCAUGAUAAUCCGCGAAGGAUCUUCUUCGAGAUCGUCGACUGCUUGUAAUUGAUUUUUCGGCUUCUGCAUUUCUUCUUCGGCAUUAGUCGCUUUGCAGGAUGGGGGAUGGCAGUGAAGGGUGAGAAUAUUUGAUAUCAUGUCAUUGAGGAUACAAGCAAGUAAUGUGGAGUUCUCGGAACCUUUAAAGGAAAUGGAAUACGAUGCAGAGCUCAAAAAGAGUUCAAGGCAUCAGAAUAUGUCAAGAGCUGCUGCCAACGAGGAAAUCCCAUUGCAACAUGAAAGCAAUAGUGUGAAGCUGCAAGACAAGUUAAAAACUGAGAAGUUCACCAAACAGUCAAACAAAGAUCUCCAUUACAGGGCAGAACGGAAGAUAGUCCAUUACAAAGUAAGACAGGAUGAUGCUCAUAGGCUCUUGAUUCCUCCUAAAUCUUUGCAGAAUCACCGAAAGCAACGGAGCAACAGUGAAGUAACUCAAAAUGAUGAGCUUGUCAAGUACAUGUCCAAUUUACCAUGUUAUCUGCAGCGUAUGGAGAUAGGAAGAAACUUACAAGAGAAGGCUUUGAAUUUUGGAGUGCUUGAUUGGGAACAUUUGGAGAAAUGGAAGUACAAGAAAAAACAGAUCCCAAACAGAGGUACAACAUAUGAUCCAUCAACUAGUAAUGCUUCCUCUUCAUUCACAACUGUUGGGUCAUCCACCCUUUAUGGUAGAAGUCACAAUGGAUCUUCUGCCUGCCAGAAGAAACAAUCUCAUUCAUCUUUUCCUAAUCUGAACUCAACUCUAAAUGAUGAAAUCAAUCAAAGGGUAAAACCAACCAGGGGAAAGGUCAGUGAUCUUCAAGAAACUAGAGUUGCCCCUCAUAAUAAUUCAUUCAUUGGGACGCAAGAGCUCCUCGCGGUAGAUCAGUUCUUUUGCCAAAAUUAUUCAGAAAUUAAACUAGAGAAGCAGUCUAAGAGAAAAGAUUUAAAUCCCAAGAUCAUUCCAGAAAAGGAAACAUCAUCUUCUAGGUUGAAAGAUCAUGGGAUCUCAUUCUGUCCUAGGGGAAAGAUGCAGAUACAAGAUGGUAAAUCUGAAAGGAGAUCAGAGCUGUUGCAUCAGCUGACUUACAGUCUUCCUGACAAUCCGUGCCCUGGAAGACACAAAAAUAUCAUUCUAAUUUUGCCUAGAGAUUGCUCACGAAGCAAUUCAUUAGGGAUAUACAAACAGGUCGAAUUCCCAAUGUCAGUUGAUGGAAGAUCAGCAGAAGCAGAUCAGAAAAGCUUUUCAGAUAGUCUUCAUCACAAAGAGGAGGUUUGCCUUGCAGAUCUCUAUUCUGAUGUUCCACACUCAUGCCCACUUCCUUGUACAGUUGAAGAUAGCCAAGAGUCUGACACGAAGUUGCCCUACUCUUUAUAUACCCAAGGUACUGAAGUUCCAUCAGAAGAUGCAAGUGGUUUGGUGGUAACUCCAGAGGAAGUACCAACUGGACAGGAUAAUGAUGUAGAAGAAAUCAAGCCAUCAAGUUUAAUUACCGUUGAGUCUUCAUGUAGAUUGGAUCCAAAUGCUGCUGAGGUUAGAAAUCAAUUACCGAAUCAUCGACCCAGCAGUGAUUUGGGUAGGCUGAGCAGAAGUUAUUUUAAAGGGGUUGAAACCAUUCCACAGUUGAGAUCAUCAUAUGUUACUGUUAAAUCUGGUCCAGCGAGGUCAGAUGUUCCUGCUUUGUCAGAUGAUUCAGCUAGAGAUAAAACAAACACCAAUAGCAGAGGCAGGUCCAGUCCUCUGAGAAGGCUACUAGAGCCACUGCUGAAGCCCAAGGCUGCAAACUGCCCUGAGCUGUUACUGAAGGAGUCAAAGUCAAAUCAUAGAGCUUGCAAGUCAUUUGAUGGUCAACGAGAUUCUUCCACUGUUCAAUCUGUGAAAAGAAAUUUGAAUUUAUCAAAUUCAGGGCCUGUCAAUGCUGAUGAUUCAUGUGCAAUUGAGAAACAUGUAGAAUCAAUGAUGCAUGCUCUUAUGCAAGUCAAAGUUAAGAAUGGAUUACCUAUGUUUACAUUUGUAGUUGACAGUGCUACAGAUGUUCUUGCAGCCACAAUGAGGAAAGAGAGCACAACUGUAAAGGAUGGUUACAGUUGGGUUUACACAAUUUGCACUGUUCGUGAAAUUAAAAAGAAAAGUGGAAGGUGGGUAAGUCAAGGAAGCAAAGGUAAAAAUCAUGGUUAUGCCUCUAGUGUUGUAGGACAAAUGAAGGUAUCCCAGUCUCAGUGCCCUAUGCAGAAUAGACAUAAUUUUAAUGAUCACUUUCUGGUGAGAAAGUUUGUUUUAUUUGGUGUUGAACUGAGACAGGCAGAUCAAGAAACCUUAGAUUUUCACCCCAAUAGUGAGCUUGCUUCCAUUAUUAUCAAGCUCCCAGAAGAGAAUUCGGGACAUUUUAGAGAUGAUGGUUGGCAGAGCAACAAAAAUAUAGACCUAUCAGAUAUGAGGUUGAGCAGUAGUAUUUCAGAGGAGAGAUGUUUGUGCAAUGCUGGGGAGAACCCAGACACUGAACAUAAUGCAGUAACUGAAAGGGUUACAAGUACUGUGGUCAUAGUCCCAAGUGGUGUCCAUAGCUUGCCAAGCACAGGAGUGCCUUCAUCUCUUGUUGACCGAUGGAAGUCUGGUGGAUCAUGUGAUUGUGGGGGUUGGGAUAUGGGUUGCAAACUCAGAAUUCUUACUAACCAGGGUCAAUGGAAUGAGAACUUUACUUCAUCCAAAGCUUCUUCCACCCCUGAACAAUUUGAUCUUUUCAUUCAGGGAGGUUGUCAACAAAAUAGACCUGUCUUCAGCUUAACCCCAUUCAAGAAAGGAAUUUUCUCAGUCGAUUUCCAUGGUUCAUUAACUUUUUUGCAAGCAUUCUCCAUCUGUAUAGCAGUUGUAAACAUUAGGAAACCGUAUCAAUCAGAAUUGAGUAAUAUGUUUGAAGCAAAAGGUCCACAUGAAACGCUGUCAAUUGAAAAUGAAAGGAUACAUGCCCGCCCUGGAGCUGAGCAUGCAAGAUAUGCCCCUUUUCCACCACUUUCUCCAGUUGGGAGGGUCUAGUUUCAUACAGAAGCUCUCUUAAAAUUGGUUCCAUGCAUCUUCAUAAUCUGUUAUAGCUGGCAGAGCGGGUGGCAACUGAACAACUUGAAGGCUUGAACAGAUAUCUUAUGGAUGGAGUUCAUACUUUUUGUAACAGUGACACGAGUAGCCAAGAAGUGAGAACUUUUGAACUUUUGGAAAUGUGUAUAUCAAAUUUGUCGAUUAACGGGGUUUGAAUGCCCA
Macadamia integrifolia is the source of this 3508-nucleotide messenger RNA. RefSeq lists its product as uncharacterized. The transcript is spliced from 3 exons. NCBI's taxonomy places the organism in Eukaryota, Viridiplantae, Streptophyta, Magnoliopsida, Proteales, Proteaceae. Bases 374 to 3286 code for a protein of 970 amino acids. The record is from RefSeq and is a predicted model, not a curated record.